Messenger RNA from Silurus meridionalis, 1401 nucleotides. RefSeq names its product membrane-spanning 4-domains subfamily A member 4A-like. The coding region runs from base 184 to 921 and encodes 245 amino acids. Gene Ontology annotation, cellular component: membrane. Lineage: Eukaryota; Metazoa; Chordata; Actinopteri; Siluriformes; Siluridae. The transcript is spliced from 8 exons. The record is from RefSeq and is a predicted model, not a curated record.
CGGAAAUUGCACAUCUGCGUGUGGAAAUUCUGGAAAUUCUUUAGAAAUACAGUGUGUGUGUCAUAUAAGAAGAUCAACGACGUCAAUUGAGGUCAUUUACAGGAAAGACACACACACACACACACACACACACACACACACAAACACAUAGACGGGCUGCUUGAAGAACAGGAGAUUAAAAAGAUGGCCAGCACUCAUCCGAUUCCUCUGAAUAACCUAAGAAACGGCUACACGAUCGUCACUCAGGUUAUUCCAUCAUCAGAUGCUGUGACAGCUGACCGACCCCCGACUCAUCCUUCAAGCCCCCUGGGGAGAUUCCUGAAAGGAGAACCAAAAGCUCUGGGGACAGUCCAAAUCAUGAAUGGUUUGUUUACACUCUUUCUUGCCCUGUUGAUUCUGGGAUACUCUUACUUCAGCUUCAUAGGCUACGGAUUAGCUGUCAGUUUCUCGAUCAUUCACCUCAUUGCUGGUUCUCUGACCGUCUCAACGAGCAAAAGGCUUCAUCCCUGUAAGGUGAAGUGGACCUUGUGCAUGAACAUUUUCAGUGCGUUAUCUGCAGUGAUCAGCAUCAUCCUAAUCUCCAUGUAUCUGAUGUUUUCUAAUCGCUGUUAUGGUUACGAAUGCAGAUAUUAUUAUCAGAGCCCUGGGUUGAAUGGCACCUUUCUGGUUUUCUCACUACUCCAGUUUUCUGUGUCUGUUGCCAUCACGGUUUUUGCCAGUAAAGCCACAUGCUCGGAUGAAUCUUCUAUGAAUGUAGUCAGUGUGGUCCCUAAUCCUGAGAGUUGCUUCCCCAUGGACACGUCUUUCUCGGCUCCUUUCACUCACAUGGGAUUUGGUGCAACCAACGCCAUGGGUGUGAGCAGCACUCCUGCAGAGCUUCCACCAUCGUACAGCGAGACCAAAAGGGAUUCAGACAAUUGAAGAACAUUUAAAGGAUUCAUUUUUUUACUUUAUUAUAUUGGUAAGAUAUAAAGCUUAUAUGUCUCCUAUAAAUAAUAAUAAUAAUAAUAAUAAUAAUAAUAAUAAUAAUAAUAAUAACAGUAAUGAUGAUAAUUAUAAUAAUAGUAAUAAUAAGAAUAAUAAUAAUAGUAAUGAUAAUAAUUAUAAUAAUAUCACCAACAUUUCAUCGAAAUAAAAUACAGUUUUUUUUUGUUUCAUUAUAAAAAAAAGAUUUUUUUUCCUCAUCCAUGUUGUUUUGUACACUUUCUUUGAGGGGGAUCUGGAUUUCAUUCUGUUCUAGUUUCAGAUUAUUACAAAGUAAACUAAACUUUCUAUAAUGCAGUGCUGAAUUCUACAUUCUGGUUGGUCAGAUUGGUGUUCAUUUGUUUUUUGUUUUUUUUUAUUCAUGAUCUUGUUUUUGUACAUGAAAGAAAAGUAAAUAAAUAAAAGGCUUUUCCAAAA